AGUGCUGCAAGGAGCACAUUGCCACCAUGUGGUUCUCUGUGUUACUUGCACUCCUUUCUAUAAAGACCAACGGUAUCUUCCGCGAGGGCUUCCUUUCAAAAUGGACUUCCAUUCUGCAGGAUCCCAGCAUCCGAGCUCCUGGGCCCACUAUCUUCAGUCAACCACAGGCAAAUCAUUUAUUCCCUAGAAACCAGUCUGCCUUUUCUUAGUUCAUCCAAGAAGAUGAACAUCAGCUUUUCUAAAGUGUACUCCUGGAACAGCAGAAGAAGCUACAUAAAUGAGACCACCAAAACUCACCCAGUUAUAUGUAGAGGUGAAUCAAACCAUACGGUGCCACAUGGGGGUUGCGCAACGAGCAAAACUAAGAUUGUUUCUGCAUUUCAGGCCUUACACAGAUGAUGGCAAUCUGAGUACUGAAGGAAUGCUGCAAGUAGAAGAACAGAGUAGGCCUUUCCAGUGUAGGUUGCGGUCAAUGAAGUGAAGGUCUGGGAACAACUUUGUACCAUGUAUUUAGGAGGGAUGUUUGGUCUGCUGGUCUAGACUGAACCUGAAGCAAAAUAGACUCCUUGGGACAGAGGUGAGGAUCCUUGGCAUUAGACAUUUCAGUCUGUGGGCCCAUUUCUGCUGCACCAAAUUAAUUAUUAGCAUAGUCAGCCCUGUCACCUUGGGAACUGCAGAGCUGCCUGGACUGUGGCAUAUUAUUCCUAAUAAGCACAGAGACUGACUCACUACACGUCUAUCUGGAAGCACUGGGAUGGGGGAUAACACAAGUAUGGGGGAAAAUAUACAUAUUGUUGAUGUAGAGGAUAACUCUGAGCAGAGGACCCGGCUGCAGCCAGCAUUUUAGCAUUCAGGAUCUGCUUGCAGUGACUCUAAAGCAAUAGUGAACAUGUGUGCAAAUGGUGCAGCUGAACAGGACAGGAUGCAGAGCUGUGUAAACGGGCAGAUGAAAACCACCAAAAUAGCUUGGAUCAUUCGAUGACACAGGCAUUACUAUCAUGUAAUUUACUCUAGGGUGAAAUUACUGCUGAUUCCAAUCACAGAACCAUAGAAUCAUGGAACUGUUAAGCCUGGAAGAUCAUCUAGUCCAACCAUCAACCCAUCACCACCAUGCCCACUAAACCAUGCCCCUCAGUACCACAUCUAUGCAUUUCUUGAACGCCUCCAGGGACGGCGACUCUACCACCUUCCUGGACUGCCUGUUCCAAUAAUAACGUGCAGAUAGGUCCUCAGAGGAACAUUUCUUUGCAGUGCGAGGACUGUCUUUCCUAAUUCUAUUUUCUAUACUUUGACCACACAAUAAAUCAGGUUUCUUAGUUUGCUUAAUAUUGACAAUAACCAUAAAAUACCCAACAUUUCUCAUGCCUCUAGUAAUACUAAUCAUCUGCCUUUAGUAGUCAUCUGUAGGCUUUCCAAUUAUUCUACAUCUCUUCUACAUCUCUAAAUUUUGAAGGGAGAGUUUUAGGCAAUUUUUUUCUCCCAGUUCACUGAGCUUUUGUUUUCAGUGUGGUUUCUGACUGAUGAGGGCCAGUCCCAAUAUUUUCUUUCAGUUUCUGGUACAUCUGAAGCUCCUCUGAUCCUUUUCAGUCAGGUCAGGAUUCUUGUUAAUGUUUGUGCUCAGAGCUGGAUCUUUCCUCAGCAACAGCAGGUGGCCUCGAGUCUGAUCUACUGCAUGUGUCUAUCCCAGAGCUGGACACCCCAAAACCACUGUUAAAGAAUCAUAGAAUGGCUUAGGUUGGAAGGGACCUUAAAGAUCACUGAGUUCCAACCCCAUGCCAUGGGCAGUGCCACCCAGCAGCUCAGGCUGUCCAGGACCCCAUCCAAGCUGGCCUCGAGCGCCUCCAGGGAUGGGGCACCCCCAACCUACUUUUUGGAAUUUAAAUCAGCUGCUGGCAAAAGAAAUCAAGAAAUGCAUACUUAACAGUCAGGUAAACAGCAUUGGUGGGCCACCCUCCCGUUGUGGCACGGUUGGUGGACCCAGAGCCAAUUUAAUGACUGUCCAGGGAUGGAAAUAAUGUGAGCUCUCUGACUAGAGACACAGACUUGACGUACAGGAGCCUCUUUUUCUCCACAAAACCCGUUAGAGGCAGGUGCUGUGAGGGCGGCCAGGCUCAUCCCGAGGUAAAUCCUAAGCUUUAUGUGCCUGCAGCCCACCAGGAGUCCAACCUUACGGGAAAAACUGCGUAAUGUGGAGGUUUACAGCGUUCGAAGCACUACUGGGGCCCGAAGACUACAACCCCGACGUUACCCUGCCCGUGCACAGCAGCGGGGCCGGGCGGAACGCUGUGGCGCGGAACGCUCGGCGCAGCUCCCGUUCCCGGCCGGCGGCGCUGAAGGGACGCCGAGGCUGUGAGCGCCGCGCCGAGGGCGCCAUGUGGGGCCGCCUCUGCGGCUCCGGCCGCAUCCUCCUCCUCGCCGGGGCAGCGCGGCACUGCGGGCGGCCUCACAGCAGAACGCAGAAACUCUUCAGCACUAGCAGUGUGCUCUCUGCUACAGAAGAUGAACCUACUGCUCCCGCAGACAGCACCACCAAAGUGGCAUCAAAGGAGGGUGCAGCAGAAACACCAAAGCAGAAAUUGCUAAAAAUGAUCGGUGAUAUGAAAGUGGAAGUGACCACCAAGAGGAAAUUUCAACAAUUAAAAGAACAGGAGAUCAAAAAGCAAGCCACUAACAAGCAGGAAGGCCUGCACGGUGGAAGUAGCACAUUUCAGAAUAGUGCAGAAGAUGUUCAGCGAAGCAAGCCUUUAAAUCCAGAACUGGUGCAGGCUGCAUCUGCCGUUGCAUCUUCCUUCCCACACAACAAGGAACAAGCAGAAUCAGAAUUACUUGCACAACUUAGAAGACAUGAAGAAACCACAGAUAAACAGAGAAGGGGAGGAACUAUUAACAUAUGCAACGUUAUUUCGGAAAUGACAGUUAAGAGGCAAUCCCCAGCUCAGAGAGGAGUGAGGAUAUCCAAUCGCAUCUCCUUGGAGAUGGAUGAGGAUGGUCAAAGAAUCAAGCCUGGAAGACCCUCAUCUCACUCUGACUCCGGAAGAAGUCUUAAAGCAGGAAAAAGGCUUAAUAUAUUCACUAAGGCUUCUCCAGAAACGGAAAACGCACUGAAAACAGUAUCUUCACCAACAAUUUGGGAUCUGGAAUUUGCAAAGGAGAUUGCAGCAGUAACUGAGCAGCCUCCCCGGAAUGGUUUUGAGGAGAUGAUCCAGUGGACAAAAGAAGGAAUACUGUGGGAGUUUCCAAUUGACAAUGAAGCAGGGAUGGAUGAUGGUGCUGAAUUUCACGAACAUAUCUUUCUGGAGAAACACCUCAAAGACUUUCCCAAGCAAGGACCUAUUCGCCACUUCAUGGAACUGGUCAUCUGUGGGCUUUCAAAAAACCCAUACCUCAGUGUUAAGCAGAAGAUUGAACAUAUUGAGUGGUUUCGGAAUUAUUUUGAAGAAAAGAAGGAGUUUCUUCAAGAGAUUUGAGAUUUUGGAAAGUGCUUAACCUUCAAGUGAAGAAAAUGUGCAGUAGUCAUGUGAUCUGAAAGUUGCAUUUUAAAUAAUAAAGGCCAUAAUUCUGUGUGAA
Molecule: messenger RNA, 3567 nt
Organism: Gallus gallus (chicken)
Lineage: Eukaryota; Metazoa; Chordata; Aves; Galliformes; Phasianidae
Gene: MRPS31
Product: mitochondrial ribosomal protein S31
Exons: 7
Coding region: 2187-3467 (426 amino acids)
Cellular component (GO): mitochondrial small ribosomal subunit
Molecular function (GO): structural constituent of ribosome
Source: RefSeq, a predicted model, not a curated record